AUGGAAGAAAUUCAAGCACUAGUAAUUGACAAUGGAUCUGGUAUGUGCAAAGCUGGGUUUGCAGGUGAUGAUGCUCCACGUGCUGUAUUCCCGAGUGUUGUCGGUAGACCAAGAUACUCUUCAGUUAUGGUUGGCAUGGGCCAAAAGGAUUCAUUUAUUGGUGAUGAAGCUCAAUCAAAGAGAGGAAUUCUUACAAUGAAAUAUCCAAUUGAACAUGGUAUUGUAACCAAUUGGGAUGAUAUGGAAAAGAUAUGGCAUCAUACAUUCUACAAUGAAUUACGUGUUGCUCCUGAAGAACAUCCAGUAUUGUUAACCGAACCACCACUCAAUCCAAAGGCAAAUCGUGAAAAGAUGACUCAAAUCAUGUUUGAAACAUUCAAUACCCCGGCAAUGUACGUAUCGAUUCAAGCAGUACUAUCAUUGUAUGCAUCGGGUCGUACUACUGGUAUUGUACUCGAUUGUGGUGAUGGUGUCUCUCACACUGUACCCAUCUACGAAGGGUAUUCUUUACCACACGCUAUUCUACGUCUUGAUCUUGCAGGUCGUGACCUUACCGAUUACAUGACAAAGAUCCUCACUGAACGUGGAUACUCAUUUACCACAACCGCCGAACGUGAAAUUGUUCGUGACAUUAAAGAAAAGUUGGCCUAUGUCGCUCAAGACUUUGACGUUGAAAUGCAAGUAGCUGCCAACUCUUCGCAGCUGGAAAAGUCGUAUGAACUACCCGAUGGACAAGUCAUCACGAUUGGCAAUGAACGAUUCCGUUGUCCAGAGGCACUGUUCCGUCCAUCAUUCCUUGGUAUGGAGUCUGACGGUAUCCACGAAAUCACCUACAACUCGAUCAUGAAGUGUGACAUUGACAUUAGACGUGAGCUUUACAACAAUAUCGUACUCAGUGGUGGAUCGACAAUGUUCCCAGGAAUGGCCGAUAGAAUGCACAAGGAAAUAUUCGCACUUGCACCAAGUACAAUGAAAGUUAAAGUCGUUGCUCCACCAGAACGUAAAUACUCUGUCUGGAUUGGUGGUUCCAUCCUAGCAUCACUCUCCACUUUCCAACAAAUGUGGAUCUCUAGAGAUGAAUACGAUGAAUGUGGUCCAUCCAUCGUACAUAGAAAGUGUUUCUAG
Molecule: messenger RNA, 1125 nt
Organism: Cavenderia fasciculata
Lineage: Eukaryota; Evosea; Eumycetozoa; Acytosteliales; Cavenderiaceae
Gene: fia
Product: actin domain-containing protein
Exons: 2
Coding region: 1-1125 (374 amino acids)
Source: RefSeq, a predicted model, not a curated record